This is a messenger RNA of Cooperia oncophora, 408 nucleotides long. NCBI's taxonomy places the organism in Eukaryota, Metazoa, Nematoda, Chromadorea, Rhabditida, Trichostrongylidae. The record is from the annotation of a GenBank genome assembly.
AUGCCGGCUUCUUUCUUGGUAAUUCAAGCGGUAGAGAAUAGAAGAGAAGAGGAGGUAAGACUCCCUAAAUACGGACGGAAGUUGAGUUCCCUUGAUUUCGUGAUUGAAAAUGGCCAGUUGAUGCUCAUAAGCGAAGAAGGUUCGUUUCUUCCAAUUGUCCCGCAAAGUCGGCGACAUGAAGUGUUCAAGGAAGCGCAUAAUGGAGCUCUGGGAGGUCAUUUCCAUGCUCGCAAAAUGUAUGAUCAGCUCAGCAAAACGGUAUUUUGGCCAGGAAUGUAUCGUGAUCUGGUAAGAUGGUGCAGAGAAUGUCAAAUUUGCUUUUUGACCAAUAAUAAGAGGCAAAACAUACCGCCCCUUAAGCCGGUAGUAACGGUAAAACCAUUUGAAAUUGUCGGAAUCGACUUUUGA